Vitis riparia (riverbank grape) is the source of this 1272-nucleotide messenger RNA. RefSeq lists its product as uncharacterized. The transcript has a single exon. Gene Ontology annotation, molecular function: zinc ion binding. The record is from RefSeq and is a predicted model, not a curated record. Lineage: Eukaryota; Viridiplantae; Streptophyta; Magnoliopsida; Vitales; Vitaceae. The coding region runs from base 1 to 1272 and encodes 423 amino acids.
AUGGUUGCAACAAAUCCAGGAAGCAUUGUUGAGUUGCGGCAUUCAAGUGAUGGACAUUUUGAGCAACUCUUUGUUGCUCAUUCGGUAUCUAUCCAAGGGUUUGUAAUGAGGUGUCGACCAAUCAUAGUUAUUGACUCCGCCCAUAUGAGUGGGCCAUAUAUAGGUGCGCUAUUUUCAGCGACCACAUACGAUGCUAAUGACGCCAUGUUCCCCUUAGCCUUUGGCGUGAUGAGCUCAGAAAAUUAUGACGAUUGGUCUUGGUUUUUGCAAAAUUUGAAGAAGGUUGUUGGAGAUAAGGAAGUCGUUAUUAUCUUAGAUAGACAUCCUGCUCUCCUUUGUAGUGUUCCUAAAGUGUUUGGGCUUGCAAACUACUAUUACCGUCACUUGAAGGAAAAUUUCAGCUCUUUCUUGAGCAAACAUAACACAAGAAGGAACAAAGGUAAAGUAAAUGCACUCCAAUUCCUUGAUAGUAUUGCCUAUGCAAGGUUAGAGCACGAUUACAAUGUUUCCAUGUUUGAACUACAGAAAUACAAUGACGCUUUGGCCAAAUGGGUUGAAGAAAAUGAACCUGAACAUUGGGCUAUGUCCAAAUUCCCAAAACAAAGAUGGGAUAAAAUGACCACAAACCUUGCCGAGUUGUUUAAUGCUUGGCUAAGGAAUGAAAGACAUCACUCCAUUUGUACAUUUCUAAUGGAGCAUAUGGCUAAGUUAGGUUCUAUGCUUGUCAAACAUAAAGAGGAAUCAAACAAUUGGAAGGGAUGCAUAGGGCCAAAAAUUGAAGAAAAAGUGCAACAAAAAAUUGCCAAGGGUGAGGUGUAUCUGGUCACUCCUUUCAUGAAUGGAAUAUUUGGGAUUUCUAUCAGAACCACCUUCUUGAAUGUGGACAUUAUGAAGCGUACUUGCACAUGUAGGGGUUGGGAAAUGUUGGGCAUCCCUUGUGAACAUGCAACAACCGUUAUUCUUUCCAUUGGUCAGAAUGUUGUUGAUUUUGUUCAAGAUUGGUACAAAUUCCCAAUGCAAGAGCUGAUUUACUCAGGCUCCUUCUCCGGUAUAGAGACCCAUGACAUGCCAAUGGUCGCUAAUGAUGGUUUGGUUCGAUCUAUCACUGGUGAAGUUUUCCUCUCUCUUAACCCUCCCCAUACCAAGCGGCCUUCCAGUAGACCAAGAAAGAAGCGCAUUGAGUCCCAAUUUCAAGAUAAACGGAUUGUCUCUUGCUUAAGAUGUCAUACUUCCGGGCACAACAGGAAAACAUGCAAGAACCCUUUGUCUUAA